AUGGGCUUCGCAGCUACUGGAGACGCCUUCUGCCUGCGAGGUGAUAUGCCCUUCAAGGAGACGGCCAUCUCAGCUGAUAAGCAGAAAGUCAGUGCCAUCAAGGAUUUUCCAACCCCUGCUAACCUGACAGACCUCAGAUCGUUUAUGGGAUUGGUCAACCAGUUAGCGGAGUUCACGCCUGACAUCUCCAUCGCAGCCCAACCUUUACGUCCCCUGAUGAGUCCCAAGAGAACACCUUUGUUUGGCCCCGGACCCACCGACCAUGAUGAAGCAUUUCAACGUGUCAAGUUAGCUCUCACCAGUCCACCAGUUCUCGCCCUCUUUGACCCAGACCUACCUGUUGUUCUUCAGACGGACGCUUCACGCCUCCACGGCAUUGGAUAUGCCCUCCUGCAGGACCAUGGUAAUGGACAACCUGCGUCUAGUUCAGUGUGGUUCUCGGUUUCUCGCUGA
Molecule: messenger RNA, 453 nt
Organism: Macrobrachium nipponense
Lineage: Eukaryota; Metazoa; Arthropoda; Malacostraca; Decapoda; Palaemonidae
Exons: 2
Coding region: 1-453 (150 amino acids)
Source: RefSeq, a predicted model, not a curated record